Acanthoscelides obtectus is the source of this 965-nucleotide messenger RNA. Lineage: Eukaryota; Metazoa; Arthropoda; Insecta; Coleoptera; Chrysomelidae. The record is from the annotation of a GenBank genome assembly.
AUGUUCCCAACGACCGAGAAUGAAUGGAGAAAUAUUGCAGACGACUUCGAAAAGAGAUGCAACUGUCCGAACUGCCUGGGGGCGGUAGAUGGAAAACAUGUCAAUAUAAAACCGCCCACCGGAAGUGGUUCAUAUUUUUAUAACUAUAAAGGGGCAUACAGCCUAGUGCUCUUGGCAGUGGUCAACGCAAAUUACGAGUUCAUUAUGUGUGAUUUCGGGAUCAACAGCCGCAUAUCUGAUGGAGGAGUUAUUGAGUACAGCCAGUUUUACCGGAAGUUUAAAGAUAGGAAACUCUCCAUACCACCUCCAACAAGAACAAUGAACAGUAAAGAAGCAUUGCCAUUUGUUUUUAUAAGUGAUGAAGCGUUUGCACUCCGCUGUGAUUUCUUGAAACCAUUUAGCCAGAGAGACUGGGAUCAUGAUAAGAAAAUUUUCAAUUAUCGUCUCUCAAGGGCAAGGAUGUAGAGUAGAGAAUGCUUUCGGUAUACUCCCUGCUCGAUUUAGAAUAUUCCACACAGCUAUAUCUAUUAACUUAAAAGCAAUUGACAAAGUAGUGAUGGCAUGUUGUGUUCUGCAUAAUUUUCUGAGAAGAAGAACUGCCACUGUGUAUGCACCUGAUAACAACUUAUACAGGGAGAACCAUGAAGAUGGCACUGUUGAAUUAGGCUUGCAACCCAAUCAGAUGACUAGUUUGCAACGGGGUAACAAUAGAAGAGCAAACAAGGAUGCACAAGAAGUUAGACAGUUAUUUCUGAACUACUUUAAUAAUGAGGGAUCCGUAGCUUGGCAGGAAAGAAUGAUUUGCUAAUUUAUGUAUUAUACCUUCUAAGUACUUAAGUUGAAGUAAAGCGAAUCAAAAUAUCAAGACGAUUUUUUAUUACCCUCUAUAUUAAUAUGUGUACUACUUCAUUAUUUCUUACAUGAAAUCAAAAAAUGGCAUCAAGUAGGUUGACUCCGCACUUCCC